Penicillium robsamsonii is the source of this 507-nucleotide messenger RNA. RefSeq lists its product as uncharacterized. The transcript has a single exon. Bases 1 to 507 code for a protein of 168 amino acids. NCBI's taxonomy places the organism in Eukaryota, Fungi, Ascomycota, Eurotiomycetes, Eurotiales, Aspergillaceae. The record is from RefSeq and is a predicted model, not a curated record.
AUGAAGUCCCAAACCGUCCUAUCUAUCCUUUUUGCUGCUUGCAGCGUCAUCGCCGCUCCAAUUGACACCCAGGUCAACGAACUGGCUUGCACCUUGUCCGGUGACAUGGCCUGUGCCGGCGUUGUCGAGAAGCGCGAGGAGCCAGAGGUUAACGAACUGGCUUGCACCUUGUCCGGCGACAUGGCUUGUGCCGGUGUCGUCGAGAAGCGCGAGGAGCCCGAGGUCAACGAACUGGCUUGCACCUUGUCCGGCGACAUGGCCUGUGCCGGCGUCGUCGAGAAGCGCGAGGAGCCAGAGGUCAACGAACUGGCUUGCACCUUGUCCGGUGACAUGGCCUGUGCCGGCGUCGUCGAGAAGCGCGAGGAGCCCGAGGUCAACGAACUGGCUUGCACUUUGUCCGGUGACAUGGCCUGUGCCGGCGUCGUCGAGAAGCGCGAGGAGCCCGAGGUCAACGAACUGGCUUGCACUUUGUCCGGUGACAUGGCCUGUGCCGGCGUUGUUGAAUAG